AUGCUGAGCUCAGUCUGCGUCUCGUCCUUCCGCGGGCGCCAGGGGGCCAGCAAACAGCAGCCGGCGCCGCCGCCGCAGCCGCCCGAGUCCUCGCCGCCGCUGCCCCCGCCGCCGCCGCUGCAGCAGCAGCCGCAGCCGCCGCCGCCUGCGCAGCCCGGCCCCGCCGCGUCCCCGGCGGGCCCCCCAGCACCCCGCGGGCCCGGGGGCCGGCGCGCCGAGCCAUGCCCCGGGCUGCCGGCGGCGGCCAUGGGGCGGCACGGCGGCGGCGGUGGCGACAGCGGCAAGAUCGUGAUCAACGUGGGCGGCGUGCGCCAUGAGACGUACCGCUCGACGCUGCGCACCCUGCCGGGGACGCGGCUGGCCGGCCUGACGGAGCCCGAGGCGGCGGCGCGCUUCGACUACGACCCGGGCGCCGACGAGUUCUUCUUCGACCGCCACCCGGGCGUCUUCGCCUACGUGCUCAACUACUACCGCACCGGCAAGCUGCACUGCCCGGCAGACGUGUGCGGGCCGCUCUUCGAGGAGGAGCUGGGCUUCUGGGGCAUCGACGAGACCGACGUGGAGGCCUGCUGCUGGAUGACCUACCGCCAGCACCGGGACGCCGAGGAGGCGCUCGACUCCUUCGAGGCUCCCGACUCCUCCGGCGCCGCCAACGCCGGGGGCGCCCACGACGGGGGCCUGGACGACGAGGCGGGCGCGGGCGGCGGCGGCCUGGACGGUGCGGGCGGCGAGCUCAAGCGCCUCUGCUUCCAGGACGCGGGCGGCGGCGCCGGGGGGCCGCCAGGGGGCGCAGGCGGCGCGGGCGGCUCGUGGUGGCGCCGCUGGCAGCCCCGCGUGUGGGCGCUCUUCGAGGACCCCUACUCGUCGCGGGCGGCCAGGUAUGUGGCCUUCGCCUCCCUCUUCUUCAUCCUCAUCUCCAUCACCACCUUCUGCCUGGAGACGCACGAGGGCUUCAUCCACAUCAGCAACAAGACGGUGACGCAGGCCUCGCCCAUCCCGGGUGCUCCGCCGGAGAACGUCACCAACGUGGAGGUGGAGACGGAGCCCUUCCUGACCUACGUGGAGGGCGUGUGCGUGGUGUGGUUCACCUUCGAGUUCCUCAUGCGCAUCACCUUCUGCCCCGACAAGGUGGAGUUCCUCAAGAACAGCCUGAACAUCAUCGACUGCGUGGCCAUCCUGCCCUUCUACCUGGAGGUGGGGCUGAGCGGACUGUCGUCCAAGGCAGCCAAGGACGUGCUGGGCUUCCUGCGCGUGGUGCGUUUUGUGCGCAUCCUGCGCAUCUUCAAGCUGACGCGGCACUUCGUGGGGCUGCGGGUGCUGGGCCACACCCUGCGCGCCAGCACCAACGAAUUCCUGCUGCUCAUCAUCUUCCUGGCGCUGGGUGUGCUCAUCUUCGCCACCAUGAUCUACUACGCCGAGCGCAUCGGCGCCGACCCCGACGACAUCCUGGGCUCCAACCACACCUACUUCAAGAACAUCCCCAUCGGCUUCUGGUGGGCCGUGGUCACCAUGACCACCCUGGGCUACGGCGACAUGUACCCCAAGACGUGGUCGGGCAUGCUGGUGGGGGCGCUGUGCGCGCUGGCCGGCGUGCUCACCAUCGCCAUGCCGGUGCCCGUCAUCGUCAACAACUUCGGCAUGUACUACUCGCUGGCCAUGGCCAAGCAGAAGCUGCCCAAGAAGAAGAACAAACACAUCCCCCGGCCCCCCCAGCCCGGCUCACCCAACUACUGCAAGCCCGACCCGCCGCCCCCGCCGCCCCCCCACCCGCACCACGGCGGCAUCAGCCCGCCCCCACCCCUCACCCCACCCUCCAUGGGGGUGACUGUGGCCGGGGCCUACCCGCCGGGGCCCCAUGCGCACCCCGGGCUGCUUAGGGGGGGUGCGGGGGGACUGGGGAUCAUGGGGCUGCCUCCUCUGCCGGCCCCCGGGGAGCCCUGCCCGCUGGCGCAGGAGGAAGUGAUUGAGAUCAACCGGGCAGAUUCCCGUCCCAAUGGGGACCCAGCGGCAGCUGCGCUGGCCCACGAGGACUGUCCGGCCAUCGACCAGCCGGCCAUGUCCCCGGAAGACAAGAGCCCCAUCACCCCUGGGAGCCGUGGCCGCUACAGCAGGGACCGCGCCUGCUUCCUCCUCACCGACUACGCCCCCUCCCCUGAUGGCUCCAUCCGGAAAGCCACCGGUGCUCCCCCACUGCCCCCCCCAGACUGGCGUAAGCCAGGCCCCCCCAGCUUCUUGCCCGACCUCAACGCCAACGCCGCCGCCUGGAUAGCCCCCUAGCGGACGAGCCCCCUCCCCCGGGUUUAUCUUGUUUAGUAUGGGAAAGAGCUUCACAGGAGACCCAGGACCUAGCGCAUCACUCCUGGGCAUGUGGAGCUGGUGUUUGUAGAGCCUCCGGCAAAAUGGGAGAAACAACAGCUGCAAGGGCCCUGAGGUCCCAGAGCUGCACGAAUCUCAGAGGACAGAGUUUACCGUUUCUCCCCUCAUCUUGUUGCCCUUGCUGUUAUUGUUUUGCUGUUAUUUCUAUUAUUGUUGCUGGAUAGGACAGAGAGAAUUGAGAAGGUGGGGGAGAGAAAGACAAGACACCUGCAGACCUGCUUCACCACUUGUGAAAUGACCCACUUGGAAGGUGGGGAGCCAGGGAAUCGAACCAGGUUCCUUGCACCCGUCUGGUUCUUGUGUUUCCAUCCAGCCCUGUGCUACCAUCUAGCCCCCCUGGAGUUUAUCUGAAAAGUGAAAGCUAGUGAAGGAGUCUGACCUGUCACAGUCACUAAGUGAACACCCAGAAACUUCCUUAGAAACACAGGAGACAUCCUACAGCUUAGCGGAAUGGGGGGCCCCCUCUGGGGACAGCUUGUCUAGCCUCCCCAGCUUUUAGAGGAGCUCAUGGAGGCCCAGACUCCCCCCCCACACCCCCAUCCCUGCUCUUGUGGAAUCACCAGUCAUACUCCAUGUUCAUCUCAUCACCCUCCUUCCCUGCCACCCUCUCCCCUCCCCACUGCUUGUAUCCAGUCUCCUUCCUGACCUUGGCCUCCUUCACCCCAAAUGUGGAUGGGACCCCGUGGGAAUGGAAGGACAGAGGGAGUAGGGGGGGAAUGGAGGGUGCAGGUCGGGGAGAGUUCUGCUUCUCUUGCCUCUUAUGCCAAAACCCAUUCAUUGAACUCAAAUGAUGGCUGGAGCUGCUGGGGUCCUCACCCCCCCCAUUCCUGUCUCUUCCUUCUACCCAAGACCCCUCCCCUGACCAGUCUCCCUGCACCCCAAGACCCCUCUCUUCCCCAUUUUCCCUCCAACCCGACCCUUGCCUCUAGUCUCCCUUUCCCCCUGCUCUCUCCCUCCUCUGCCCCCCACCCCGCCCCCGUCAGUCACCCCAAAGCUCCUUCCAUAUUUGAUGUCUCUGGCCCCCAUUUCACUGCUCCCUUUCCCUCCGGAAAACACCAGAGAGGAGAGGAGGAAGAGAUGCCGGCGUUUCUCUGUCCCCCAACAGUGAGGCCGUGUUGGGGGGUUCCCUCUAACUGCCUUUCUCCCCUGCGUGACUCUUGUGUUUCUGU
Messenger RNA from Erinaceus europaeus (western European hedgehog), 3545 nucleotides. It is a transcript of the gene KCNC3, whose product is annotated as potassium voltage-gated channel subfamily C member 3. The transcript is spliced from 5 exons. Gene Ontology annotation, molecular function: protein binding; delayed rectifier potassium channel activity. Gene Ontology annotation, cellular component: axon; voltage-gated potassium channel complex; dendrite membrane. Bases 1 to 2277 code for a protein of 758 amino acids. Gene Ontology annotation, biological process: potassium ion transmembrane transport; protein homooligomerization. NCBI's taxonomy places the organism in Eukaryota, Metazoa, Chordata, Mammalia, Eulipotyphla, Erinaceidae. The record is from RefSeq and is a predicted model, not a curated record.